Messenger RNA from Anopheles maculipalpis, 606 nucleotides. RefSeq lists its product as uncharacterized. The coding region runs from base 1 to 606 and encodes 201 amino acids. The record is from RefSeq and is a predicted model, not a curated record. Lineage: Eukaryota; Metazoa; Arthropoda; Insecta; Diptera; Culicidae. The transcript is spliced from 2 exons.
AUGGAAGCGUUAAAACCAUUUUGCAAGGUGUCGAGUUGCUUAAUGGUUGGCGUUGUUUUAGCAUCACUAUUCAAAAAUCUUCCUACUAGCUGCACCGCUGAUUCGUCGUAUUCUUUAAAAAUUAAAAAGUAUGAUUGCAUAGACACGCCAUACAAAGAAUCAACGCUUUACUCCUGCAAAAGUAUACCACGGCGAAACGCACCGACGAUGGUCAAAGUGUCGAUAAACAUUCCCAAAAUUUACGAUAACGUUGUGGUGAAAGUUUUUCUGUUCUACAAAUUUAGUACCUAUCAACCGUUCCUGAUCUCCAUAGAAGGUAACGGCUGUGAGUUUAUUCGGCAUCCACCGCAGAUGAGUGUCGAAAAGUACGUUUACGAUAUAAUCAAUGAAACACUACCAGAGCUGCUGGUGCCUUGUCCUACUGGUAAUCGCACCUACAAUCUGUGCUGGUACCUUCAAGAACGACACGCACCGAAAAACAUACCACCGGGAGAGUACAAGCUGCAAUUUAAGCUAGUGGCACAGCCCGAUAUUACCUUGUUUGGGAUGGAUGUGUACAUCUCAGUGCGCAAUACAGGUCUGGUGCCGUCCUUUGUAACUCAGUGA